GCGUGCUUCAAAAAUGAAAGUGUUGGUUUCUAUUCUGUUUCUGGCUGUUGCAUCAGCUAGUAACUCCACUGGUCUGGACGAGAUUCCUGAUAGCAUCAUAACCAAUGGCUAUACAGCAGCUGAGGGCAAAGCUCCCUAUGCUGUGGGCCUGCAAUUCCAGAAUUCCUGGUGGUGUGGUGGUUCCAUCAUUGGCCACACUUGGGUAUUGACAGCUGCCCAUUGCAUUCACAAUCAACACUAUGUGGACAUUCAUUAUGGCUCCAACUGGCGAUGGAAUGGCCAAUAUAGUCACCGAGUUCGCAACUACAAUUUUAUACAACAUCAUCUCUGGCCCAAUACGAAUGGCAAUGAUAUUGGUCUGAUUCGUACACCUUAUGUCAACUUUGAUAACAGAGUCAAUCGGAUUGAGUUGCCCUCAUUCAAUCAAAGGAACCAAGGAUUCGAGCAUUGGUGGGCUGUUACCUGCGGCUGGGGAGGACAGGCUAAUGGACAACUGGCCGAUUGGCUACAAUGCGUCGAUCUGCAGAUCAUGAGCAAUCAUGAAUGCGGCCAAACAUAUGGCAAUAUUCCCAAUGGCAUUUUGUGCGUCCGAACUCCGGGUGGACAGUCUACUUGUGGUGGCGACUCUGGCGGACCUUUGGUUACCCACCAUAAUCCCAAAUUGGUUGGUAUCACCUCCUUCGUUUCGGGAGCGGGUUGCACGGCCAGUCAGCCAGCAGGAUUCACUCGUGUCACCGCCCACUUGGAUUGGAUACAUAAACAUUCUGGUGUUGGUUACUAAUAACCACAACUUUUAUAUUUGAAAAUACCAUCAUAAUAAAAGAGAUCUUACGAGCAUAA
This is a messenger RNA of Drosophila innubila, 840 nucleotides long. RefSeq names its product serine protease 1-like. The transcript has 2 exons. The record is from RefSeq and is a predicted model, not a curated record. Gene Ontology annotation, molecular function: serine-type endopeptidase activity. Bases 14 to 781 code for a protein of 255 amino acids. Gene Ontology annotation, biological process: proteolysis. NCBI's taxonomy places the organism in Eukaryota, Metazoa, Arthropoda, Insecta, Diptera, Drosophilidae.